Laccaria bicolor S238N-H82 is the source of this 1221-nucleotide messenger RNA. RefSeq lists its product as uncharacterized. Bases 1 to 1221 code for a protein of 406 amino acids. The transcript has 4 exons. The record is from RefSeq and is a predicted model, not a curated record. NCBI's taxonomy places the organism in Eukaryota, Fungi, Basidiomycota, Agaricomycetes, Agaricales, Hydnangiaceae.
AUGACUUAUUGGGACAAUUGUCAAUUUCUAUUGUUAUGGUACUAUAGCGACAUCUAUGUAUACUUGUGCAAGAGCAAAAAGGCUUCGAAGAAAGUUUCACCACCAGGUGACGUAUCCAGGGAGGGGGAGGUUCGACGUCGUUUGGUUAAGGGCAAACGUCCUGCACCAAGACCUUCAGCAGGCAAUGACGAGUUGGGCGAGGCAGGCACGGAGUUUACGCGGAUUCUACGUCGUUUGGUGGCAAGUAAGCCACCUCCACAGAGGCCUUCAGGAGACAGUGACGGAUCAGGCGUAGGUGGUGCAACCGAAAGUCCCCAUGCACGCCCUGUUGCUACUGCAAAGGCACUGGGAAAGAAACGCGCCGAUCCCGCUGGCGAAGAAAAGCGAGGCCGUUACUCAGCUCACGAGUUAGAUCAAGUCAAAGAGCUGUCCGACACCAUUGUCGCGUACUGCAAGGACAUGGGCCGUACACCCGAAUCCGUCCUAUGCAAAGGGGGCUUCAAUGUUUCCCUUGCUCGUCAGCCAUCCUGGUGGGACGUAUGGCAGAUGUACUUGCGUAUUCAGACUUACAAUCCACAAUCAAGUGCCAAUCUAGGCUCGUGGUCAGCCCAGGCUGCCGUGAUGUACAAGCAGCUCAACGAGUCGUUGUCAGGGGACGAGCUGGAGGAGUUCCAGCAGAAUAUGCUCGUCGAGUUGGCACAGAGCAAGUCAGAGACGGAGGGGCACGAAUUCAAGAUGACGAAAACGGCGCUGAAGCAAGUGCAAGAUCUUGCUAUAGCGUUGGGAAGGGCAGGCGUGGACUUGAUUGGGGUCAUCAUACCUCGAGAUCCUGUGGCAAACCAGGCCGCUACCGUUAUCACUGGCAAUGACAAGCUGCAACGCGUGAUCGAGCAUUGUCAAGCAGACGUUAAGAAGACGCUUCAUCUUUUAACAACUCUCCUUCGGGGAAUGGAUUCUAACUUCAUUGUACCCGAAUCCGUGGACUUCUCGCAACUCCUGGGGGUUGAUUUCUCGAACGUGGUCACAGAUCCCAAUGGCUCAAGUGCAGUGCCGGACCCUCCGAUUGUCAAUCCCCCAGCGCACAGGAAGGCAUCCAAAUCUCUGGCAAAAAAAAGCGAAGUCCUCCAAAGGUGUGGCAAGCUCUACCGACCCCGAUUUAAACCUCCCCAUUACGGCCGUUCCUGCCUCUUAUUGGCUUUGCCGUCCCAUCGAAACACCUAG